This is a messenger RNA of Prorocentrum cordatum, 2016 nucleotides long. Lineage: Eukaryota; Dinophyceae; Prorocentrales; Prorocentraceae. The record is from the annotation of a GenBank genome assembly.
AUGGACGGCGCCCCGGCGUCUCGGCGGGUCGCCGCCACGCUGGGCGCCGCGGCGGUGGUGGCCCUGGCGGUCCGGCGCCUGCGUCGCCGGGCGGAGGCCGCCGCCGAGGCCGCUGCCGCCUCCCAGGCCGCCGAGCCGGGCAGCCCGCUGGCGCCCAAGGGCGGCGAGGGCCCCCUGCACCGCGUCGACCCCGCGCUGGCCGAGCGCGGGCGCGCCCUGCAGCCGGGCAGGGCCGGGCGCCUGUACAGGCCCAAGCAGACCCACGUCAUCCGCUUCGUGCUGACCGGCGGGCCUUGCGCCGGCAAGUCUUCCAGCAUCGGGACCAUCAUGGACGCCGCCAAGGCCAAGGGGUACGACGUGUACAUCUCGGGGGUGGCCACGCUGCUGUUCAACUGCGGCUUCAGCUUCCCAACCGACCCCAGCAAGCCGGGGUUCGAGGAGCAGACGUACGCGUUCCAGAAGAAUCUGGUGAAGCUCAUGCUGCAGCUGGAGCGCUCCAUGACGGCCAUCGCCGCCAGCACCGGGAGGGGUCUGCUGGAUGCCAGCGGCUACAUGCCGCGAGCCGAGUGGCUCAGGCUGCUGGACGAGCUCGACGAGGGGCGCGGCGUCUCGGAGGCGUACUGCCUGCAGCGGUACGACGGCGUGGCGCACCUCGUGACCGCGGCGGACGGGGCCGAGGAUUUCUACAAGUGGGGAUGGGUGAGCGAUGACGCCGGGAAGCCGGUGUUCAGGAAGGAGACGCCGGAGGAAGCCAGGGAGCUGGACAAGACGAUGAGGUGCUGGGCGAACCACCCGCGCCACCUCGUCAUCGAGAACGGCCCAGGGGGCCUGAAGGCCAAGGUCUGGGUAGGUGGGUGCCCGGCCCCGCAGGUUGUCCCGAUCCUGGCUGGCUUCGCCUUAGUUGCCAUGCUGGCCAGCAUGUCGAGCCGCGCCCAGUCGUGUGGCCACGAGGCGUUCGCGCCGAGCGGCGCGGCGCUGCUCGACCCCAAGGCGUACUUCGCCCAGUACUGCCAGCACGCGGCCUCCGCCGCGCAGGCGCCCGCGGCAGCGGCCGAGGGGGAGAAGAGCGACGUGCACAAGCAGGUGGAGGAGGCGUCAGCCGUGAGGUGCGCCGCGAUCGUCAAGGAGAAGGGCGACAAGUUCACCACCCGGGUGCAGCUGGCCGCCCUGCACACGAUGGCCACCAAGAGCUCCUGGCACCUGAGGGCGGAGCUCAUCAAGCAGCCUCACGUCCGCAAGCUCUUCGAGAGGGUGGCCGCGAUCCUCAAGAGGCCCCCCGCGGGCCUCGACGUCGAGGCGCUGUCCCAGACCGCGUGGGAUCUCAUCCAGUUCCCCGAGGAGGUGCGCGGCGAUGGCAACGCGUUGCUGGGAGCCGCGGCGGAGAGCCUGAGCAGCGCGAAGCCGAGCAGCUGGCGGGCCGACGCGGCCACCAAGGUGCUGUUCUCUCUCGCAAAAGCGGAGGCGAUCCAGCAGCAGAAGCCGCUGGUGUCGAGAGUAGUCGCGGAGAUGGUCGCGGACAAGGGUCGGCGAGCGAACAAGGAGCUUUCGCACGAGGGCCUUGUGAACCUGUUGUUUUCCGUCGGGUGCGCGCGCCAGCACAUCGUCAAGGGCGACCACCCGAUGGUGCAUAUAGAGGCCAACGACGAGACGCUCUUCGAGAUCGCCAGCGCCCGGGUGAUGAGGGAGAUGGACAGCGUCGACGUGAAACUCCUCGCCAGCCUGGCCCACACGCACGCGAUGGUCGGCAUACGCAACGAGGCCCUCUUCAAGGCGAUGUGCCCCCGCAUCCUCGCCAGGCAGAAGGAGCUGAACGACAAGGCCAUGGGCAAGGUCAUCAAGGCCUACACGCGCUUCAUGAUCCCCCUGCGGGAGCAGGCGCAGGGCUUCAGGACCAUGGCCGUUGUGGCCAAGGGCGACUUCAUCCGCCCGUCCGACAAGCCGGAGGGGAUGCGGAAGAAAACCUACGACCACCCCGUGGCGCUGUACAGCAAGACCCAGCUGCACCAGCGGGCGUGA